Messenger RNA from Mesorhabditis belari, 510 nucleotides. The record is from the annotation of a GenBank genome assembly. NCBI's taxonomy places the organism in Eukaryota, Metazoa, Nematoda, Chromadorea, Rhabditida, Rhabditidae.
AUGUUUACUGGAGCUUUGUAUGGACCAAACGAAAAUAUCAAACAAGAUCAACCAUACUCGUCGCUUGUAAACGAAACAAACUGGCUUCUUUUCAAAGAGGAUCCUGGAUUUCGCACAUUUUUCAUAGUCAUGGGCUCAUUUAUCACAACUCUUGCUAUCGCUUUCCUACUUGUUUCCACAAUUCUCAUUGUUCGAUAUACAAAAUAUCAUGCUUUUUCGGCUGGCCUCUUGGUUAUGAUCCCAAUGUCGUUGACAAUGCUUUCUCAUGCCGGAGUCUCGUUUGUGCCAGAAGAAAUUGGCGGAAUCGGUUGCCUUUUGGUGAGCUGUCAUUCGUGGGUCAACUCGUUGAUUCUCUUAUUCAGCACUCGAUUUUAUCGAAAGCAUCUGAUAGAUGGGCUAUUGAAAGCGCCAUUGCAAGGCUUGUUUAAGCGCAAAAACGCGAUGUGGACUCCGAACAUUUUACACCUUCAAGUACCACCAAGUUCUGCCCGGGAACGCCCGACUUCUCGC